AAUUGGCAUACUCUCAAACAACCAUUUUUAAAAGGACAUGUCUCCCUCGUUUCUCCUGCUACGAGCAGCUAUCACAAUACGUCACAUACAAACCGUUUACUUUGAUAAUGACAAAAUUGCGUUGUUCUACUGUUCAUCCAUCAUCAACAUAUUCCCCUAUCCAAUCAAUAAUUUCCAUCCCCUUUUCUUUCAUUUUGAUUCGUUCCCAAAUCACAUUACCAAUCGAUUCCUCAUACCAUGGAAAUUGAUCAAGUUGAGGAAAACCCUAACUGGCUUUUCGAUUAUGGAUUGAUGGAUGAUAUCUCCGCCGCUGACUUCACCGCUCCGCCACCGUCGGCCGUUGGUUUUACUUGGCCUUCGACGGCCAUCACCUGCUCAGCAUCAGUACCUGCUGUAAGUGUUGAGAUUGAAAGCUCAUUUAUCGAUUUUGAAGGCUUUAAAGGAACAGCAUCACGCAAACGGUUAAAGUCUGAAUCUUGCAGCAAUGUUUAUGGGUCGAAAGCAGGACGUGAGAAAUUGCGUAGAGAUAGGAUGAAUGAGAGGUUCUUGGAAUUGGGUUCGAUUCUUGAACCUGGAAGGCCACCGAAAACGGAUAAGACUGCAAUCUUGAACGAUGCUAUUCGAAUGAUAGCACAGCUUCGAAAUGAAACGGAGAGGCUUAAUGAGUCAAAUGUUGAUUUGCAGGAAAAAAUUAAGGAAUUAAAGGCUGAGAAGAACGAACUCCGUGAUGAAAAGCAGAGGCUAAAAGCGGAUAAAGAGAAGCUCGAACAACGAGUCAAAUCCAUGAGCGGUCAACCUGGCGGCUAUCUGACACAUCACACCGCCAUGCGGGCGGCAUUUGCCGCCCAAGGACAAGCUUCCGGAAACAAAUUGAUGCCGUUUGUCGGUUACCCUAGUGUUGGCAUGUGGCAGUUCAUGCCAUCUUCGGUGGUCGACACCUCACAGGAUCACGUCCUUCGACCUCCAGUCGCGUAAUUUAUCUGACCUUUCUGGUUUGUUUUUUUUUCUUCCAUCUUGAUUAUGUAUUAUAAAAUGAUGAUGAUGAUGAUGAUACACUUUGUUAUUGUUCUUGAAUUUUUGUGUGGUUUGAAAAGGUUUGUGAAGGAAGAAUGUGUACGAAUUGGCGAUAGAAUUCGCCUUUCUUGCUAUCUUGAUGUAAUAUAUAUAUCUAAAUUACUGUUUGAUUUGGGAAAUAAAAUCAUAACUGUGACUAUGGAA
Messenger RNA from Lactuca sativa (garden lettuce), 1218 nucleotides. Its product is annotated as transcription factor ILR3. Gene Ontology annotation, biological process: intracellular iron ion homeostasis; regulation of DNA-templated transcription. Gene Ontology annotation, molecular function: DNA-binding transcription factor activity; protein dimerization activity. The record is from RefSeq and is a predicted model, not a curated record. Lineage: Eukaryota; Viridiplantae; Streptophyta; Magnoliopsida; Asterales; Asteraceae.